This is a messenger RNA of Glycine soja, 1612 nucleotides long. Its product is annotated as peroxidase 50-like. Gene Ontology annotation, biological process: hydrogen peroxide catabolic process; response to oxidative stress. The record is from RefSeq and is a predicted model, not a curated record. The coding region runs from base 330 to 1307 and encodes 325 amino acids. Gene Ontology annotation, molecular function: peroxidase activity; heme binding. NCBI's taxonomy places the organism in Eukaryota, Viridiplantae, Streptophyta, Magnoliopsida, Fabales, Fabaceae. The transcript has 4 exons.
UUAUUUGAAGGCGGCCAUAGACAGACACAGCCAACCUCAACAGUGUACUAUUCUUUCGGAGCCUACCAUUAUUAUUAAAAGAAUACUAUUCUUUCUUGCUGUAAAAAAAAACAACGUUGAAAAGAUUCGAGACAACUGGCUAGCUAUCUAGCUCGUGAGUCAUGUCCCACGCUUACUAAUUAGUAGCUUCUCUUCUCUUAUAUAUUCCCUCAUACUUUUCCACUUAAGCACCAUUCUUCAGUACUUCCUUAAUUUGCCACCCUAACCUACUGCAUUAUUAUUCUCUUCCCCUUAAUUUCUAUCUCCAAUCCCUCAGCAAAACGCAGCAAAUGGGUCGGCUUAAUCUCCUACUUGUGUGGUCACUCUCAUUAACACUGUCCCUUUAUUAUCUACACCCAAUCUCUGCUCAGCUCAGUCCAAACCACUAUGCUAAAACAUGCCCCAAUCUUGAAAGCAUCGUUAGACAGGCCGUUGCCAAGAAGUUCCAACAAACCUUUGUCACCGUCCCGGCCACCCUUCGUCUCUUCUUUCAUGAUUGCUUUGUGCAGGGUUGUGAUGCUUCUGUUUUGAUUGCAUCCACCGGAAACAACCAAGCAGAGAAGGAUCACCCAGACAACCUGUCUUUGGCGGGUGAUGGGUUUGACACAGUGAUCAAAGCAAAGGCUGCAGUAGAUGCCAUCCCUCAGUGCAGAAACAAAGUCUCAUGUGCUGAUAUUCUGGCCUUGGCCACCCGUGAUGUUAUUGCACUGUCUGGUGGACCUUCAUACACGGUUGAAUUGGGAAGAUUUGAUGGUUUAGUUUCAAGAACUUCGGAUGUGAAUGGGAGGCUUCCACAGCCAACGAACAAUUUGAACCAAUUGAAUUCACUGUUUGCGGCAAACGGCCUCACCCAAACUGACAUGAUUGCUCUCUCAGGUGCGCACACCCUUGGAUUCUCCCACUGCAGCAAGUUCGCCAGUAGAAUAUACAGUACCCCAGUGGACCCAACACUGAACAAGCAAUACGUAGCCCAAUUGCAACAAAUGUGCCCAAGGAACGUGGAUCCUAGGAUUGCCAUCAACAUGGACCCAACCACUCCUCGUAAAUUCGACAACGUUUAUUACCAAAACCUUCAACAAGGAAAGGGCCUCUUUACCUCGGACCAAAUCCUCUUCACGGACCCAAGGUCCAGAAACACAGUUAAUUCCUUCGCUUCUAGUAGCAACGUUUUCAACUCCAACUUUGUGGCUGCUAUGACCAAAUUGGGUCGUGUUGGAGUUAAGACUGCGAGAAAUGGGAAAAUUCGUACCGAUUGUUCUGUUCUUUAAGUUAAGGCUUUAGUUGUACGUAGAAAGUCGCAAACAGUGCAUGUUUUGGAGGUGAACACAAAACACACACACAUUGCAAUUUUAUUGCGGGGAAUUUGCACGGGGUAGUUUAGAUUGACUGUUGUUAAUAAAUUUGUUUGCGAAUAAUUCGGGAGUUGUAAUUUGGAUGUUCGGGAAGGGAAGGGUAAGGUUGAGUUUUUAUUUGUUGUAAUGUUUCCAAAUAAUUCGAACUUUUAGAAUUGUUCAUAUAAAUAAAUGUUACCCAGAGGGGGAAAUCACUAAAUAUGGAUUUUAGAUUACUUUAA